Messenger RNA from Sorex araneus (European shrew), 4015 nucleotides. It is a transcript of the gene ACBD5, whose product is annotated as acyl-CoA binding domain containing 5. NCBI's taxonomy places the organism in Eukaryota, Metazoa, Chordata, Mammalia, Eulipotyphla, Soricidae. The coding region runs from base 1553 to 3250 and encodes 565 amino acids. Gene Ontology annotation, biological process: fatty acid metabolic process; autophagy of peroxisome. The record is from RefSeq and is a predicted model, not a curated record. The transcript is spliced from 14 exons. Gene Ontology annotation, cellular component: peroxisome. Gene Ontology annotation, molecular function: fatty-acyl-CoA binding.
UUUCAACAGGCAUUAUCCUAUCUAAAUCAACACAGAUAUAUGAGAGAAUGACAGGGCUUUUUGGAGGGGGCCUAUACAGAAAUGCUCGGGGACUUUCCUGGCUUUGAAUCAUAUGGUGUGUAAUGCUGAUGUAAAGCAAAUACUUCAGCUUCUCCUAUCUCUCCAGGACCCCAAAAGAGCUACUUUUUAAAUUUUUUUAUUUUUAUUUAUUUAUUUAUUUGCUUUUUGGGUCACACCCGGUGAUGCACAGGGGUUACUCCUGACUCUGCACUCAGGAAUUACUCCUGGCGGUGCUCAGGGGACCAUAUGGGAUGCUGGAAUUGAACCCGGGUCGGCCGAGUGCAAGGCAAACGCCCUACCCGCUGCGCUAUCGCUCCAGCCCCCAAAGAGCUACUUUUUAAAUAUGAUGACAAUUUAUCCUAUUAUGCUAUACUUCUUUAUUGAAGUAUAAAUCCUACUAGCAAAGAUAAUUAAACAGAAAUUAUUUGCAUACAACUUCUGGCCAUCGUUUUCUACAGACCAACAGAGCGUAUUACAUAUGAAGUUAUAAAAAUUAAUUCUGAUUGAAAUAAACAUCCAUACCCUUCUGUAAAUCUGAAGGUCUGAGUGGACUAGAACUGAAAAGAAUAUAAUUAAAAAAGCAAGAACAGUAGAGAAGCAAUACAGGAAACACAUGAAAUCUUCCUGUUUUGAGUAGAUUAGAAAAAGCACGGCUCUUAAUUCAGUUGAGGGGUAACAUGCACAGAAAAAAAUAGAAAAUCUUAAUUAUGCAUUCAACAGCGUCACAAACUGAACAGACUCCUGGCAGCAAUGUGCACCUAAUUCAAGAAACAGAACAUUUCUAUGAUUCCAAAGUUUUCUCUAUCACGUUAGUUUCCUGCAAAAAUCCAAGACUCAAAGCAAAAGUUACUGUUCUGUUUUAAUUGAUUUCCUGCCUGUCCUGGGCUAAUUUGUGGGCCCUCCAGUCUCAAUUUCCGACUCUGUUAGCACCCAAUCGCUUGUGUGAUAAGCACUGGUUGUGUGAUAAGCACACGCGUGGCCAAACACCAGGCACUGUGCUAUUGGUAGUCAUCAGAACCGUGCUCUUUUGCUUCCACACACAGCAGGAGCAAGGCAAGAAAUCUCAGUUGUCUAAUUCAAAUCCUGCGCCCCUACGCUACUCCUUUGGACACCCGGUAUCACUUUUGGUCGAAGCUGAUGUGUCUUGCAUCGGCUUGCACGGUAUAAGACGCAGGGACGGAGAGGCUCUGGUCCCAAAAUCUGGAGCGGCCAGCAUACCGCCGGGCACGAAAACUCUCCCCCGGAACAGGUGGAAGGUGGAAGGAACGGCUGCGGCCGGCGGGCGGGGUCCGGAAGCGCCCUGGCGGGGGAACUACAUUUCCCACAAGCCCGCGGGGCAGGGCGAGGGGCGGGCGUCAGGGACAUUACCGGACAGGCCUUGCCUGGCAAUUCCAAGUUUCAUGCAGGCUCCUGGGGACGCCGGUGCUGCCGCUGCCGCCGCCUGAGUCCCGCCGACAGACCGUGGCCCCGCGGCCGGCGCCGGCGGCCGGACAUGGCCGAGACCGGCUCCGUGCACCAGACCCGCUUCGAGGCGGCGGUGAAGGUGAUCCAGAGUCUGCCGAAAAAUGGUUCAUUCCAGCCAACAAAUGAAAUGAUGCUCAAGUUCUAUAGCUUUUAUAAACAGGCCACAGAAGGACCCUGUAAACUUUCACGGCCUGGAUUCUGGGAUCCCAUUGGAAGAUAUAAAUGGGAUGCUUGGAGUUCAUUGGGUGACAUGACCAAAGAGGAUGCCAUGAUUGCAUAUGUUGAAGAGAUGAAAAAGAUUCUUGAAACUAUGCCAAUGACUGAGAAAGUUGAAGAAUUGCUGCAUGUCAUAGGUCCAUUUUAUGAAAUUGUAGAGGACAAAAAGAGUGGGAGAAGUCCUGGUUUGACCUCAGUCCGGUUGGAGAAAAUUUCUAAAUACUUAGAAGAUCUUGGUAAUGUUCUCACUUCUACUCCAAAUGCCAAAACUGUUAAUGGCAAAGCCGAGAGCAGUGACAGCGGAGCUGAGUCUGAGGAAGAAGAGGCCCGAGAAGAAGGGAGAGGAGCGGAGCCAGGUGAUAAUGAUAAGAAAAUGAGGAAAUCUGCAGACCACAAGAAUUUGGAAAUCAUUGUCACAAAUGGGUAUGAUAAAGACAGCUUUGUUAAGGAUAUGCAGAAUGACAUUCAUGCUACUUCUUCCCUGAAAGGCAUGAAUGCCCAUGAAGUCAAACCUGUAGAUCAGAACUUGGAGCAAAGUGGAAAAACUGCUGUCUUCGCUCACCAAGAUGUAAAUGAUGAUCACAUUGAAGAUGUUUCAGGAAUUCAGCAUUUGACAAGUGAUUCUGACAGUGAAGUUUACUGUGAUUCCAUGGAGCAAUUUGGACAAGAAGAGGCGUUAGACAGCUUCACCUCAAACAAUGGACCAUUUUGUUAUUACUUGAGUGGCGAUCUCUGUCAGUCCUCGGAAGGUUCUGGUUUCCCUGAAGAUAUUCAAGUAUCUCCUAAAAAUGGCCACUUUGGGGCCAUGCAGGUGGUCGCAGCUGAAAGGAAAGGUGAAGUGAAGCACGGUGGAGAAGAUGGCAGAAGUAACAGUGGAGCACCGCACCGGGAGAAGCGGGGUGGGGAGAGUGAAGAAUUCUCUAAUGUCAGAAGAGCGAGAGGGUAUCGGAUGCAACACUUGAGCGAGGGCACCAAGAGCCGGCAGGUGGGGAGUGGAGGUGACGGAGAGCGCUGGGGCUCAGACCGAGGGCCCCGUGGCAGCCUCAACGAGCAGAUUGCGCUCGUGCUCAUGCGACUGCAGGAGGACAUGCAGAACGUCCUGCACAGACUGCACAAACUGGAAAGCCUGGCAGCUCCCCAGGCAAAACCAUCAUCACAGACUAGUCAUCAAUCCUCACGGAGACCGUCUUGGUGGCCCUUUGAGAUGUCUCCUGGUGCAUUAACUUUUGCUAUAAUAUGGCCUUUUAUUGCCCAAUGGUUGGUGCAUUUAUAUUAUCAAAGAAGGAGAAGAUACACCUUCCCGAAGGCGCCACGGCUAAUGGGCUUCACUAUGUUGAAUUCCUCAAUGGAAGGAGCUCUAGGCACCAGAACCCUAUCCACGCACUCUCCCGUCGCCGGGCCCACCCGGCUGUCUUCCUCGUCCCCCGCGGCGGGUUCCAUCCCAGGAGGACCGAGUUGGAAGCCUGCAGCGGACGCCAAGACGCUUCCCCGCCAACCCGGUUCAAAGUGAGACCACGCCCACGCGCGCGCCUUCUGACGUCACCACAUCGCCGCCCAGCCGCGCCCCCCCCCCGCUCUGGCCACGCCCUUCCUUUUGUGUACGCCGAAGGAGCCAAUGGGCGUGAGGGCGGGGGCGGUCUCGAACCAAUCAAACUCCGCGAGGGCAGGGAGCGAGGCCUAUUUAUCUCACUUGUAGUUGAGAGCAAACCUUGGCGAACUGGAAAUGAGGCAACGGUGACUAGCAUCUGAAUCGGGGAUUUGAAAGUUUCACCGGAUCUCCUAAGAAGGCCAAUGCUUUCAUUGCACUCUGUUAUUAUUAUUAUUUGAACUCCUUGCGGGUCUCCCUGUCCCAACGAAAUGUAAACCACUUGGAUCUGUCUAGCGAAGCGAUUUGACUAGUAAAAUCAGACAAUGUGGACAAACUGGAGGAGCAGGAAGUGGGGCCUGGCCCUGAAAUCUGACAUUUUAACAGGAUGUCACUUUCAUAUCUGAAACAGAUUAGUGCCCACAAGAAGAAUGUUAGAUCUAUUUCGAGAAAGAUUAAGAGCACUAAGUUGUAUCGAAAGGGUUCAAGGCUCAGAAAAAAAAGAACCAAAACGUUAGGUGAUUUGAUAAGGGACCUGUUGAGAGCCAGGUUUAAAAAUAGGUCGAUGCUGAUCACUCUGAACAAGAACUGAGUGUUGAAAGCAAGUAAAGGGCAACCUGAUAACCUUUCAGCAUCUGUAUCACAAACCAUAAAGCGUAAAAUGAGAGCGAGAAAGAGAAGAAAGGUGCC